Molecule: messenger RNA, 9608 nt
Organism: Corythoichthys intestinalis (scribbled pipefish)
Lineage: Eukaryota; Metazoa; Chordata; Actinopteri; Syngnathiformes; Syngnathidae
Gene: faap100
Product: FA core complex associated protein 100
Exons: 7
Coding region: 283-2748 (821 amino acids)
Biological process (GO): interstrand cross-link repair
Cellular component (GO): Fanconi anaemia nuclear complex; nucleoplasm
Source: RefSeq, a predicted model, not a curated record
UGAGUUUUGAUUGGUUGAGGAAGACCAUUAUCUUCUUCGCGACUGCGUAUACAUAGAAGCGCGCCACGUAUAUCGCCAUCUAGUGUUCACGUUGCUCAGCGGUCAAAUGUGCGAGAAAUAAAGAGCGAAGAAGAAAAUAUUCAACUUUUAUUGGUCAAAAUUCGACGCGCGGAAGUAACUUUCCGGUGAAAACUUAAUAAGAACAACAACACUGCUAUUUUACAUCUCACAACGUGUCAUUGUAGGUAACUCAGCACAAUUUAUUUCCUCUUCGUUGGGGUUAUGGAAGGGAGGUGCGUGGUUGAGACGGUGACAGAUUUUGGCUUUUGUUCGGCAUCAAGCAUACUGAAAGUGAGCUCCUCUUCUGGGACCGAUGUGUUCCUGUGUAUUGGAAGCGAUGAGGUUUUUGUCUUCAACUACCAAGACAGAAAAUUGAAGGCAAUCUUUCUCUUUCCUGAUUAUGUGAGGGAUCUGGUUCUAAAUGAAGACAAGCACACCCUCUACGUGGCUUGCUGCAGUGGCGUUUACUGCAUCUGUUUGUCAUCUUUGCCGUCCAGGGUUCAAAGGUCAGACGCCUCCUGUAUUGCACCUCAAGUGAAAGUAUCUAAUGAGCAUCUUGUAAUCAGAGAAGAUGGAAUAUUAGCCCUACUCUUAGUUAACUCUCUGCUCCUGACUCUUCGACUAACAAACACAUCCUGGCUGCUGACACGCUACAGAAUAGCAGAAGACUCCACAUUCAGCCGCUAUGAAAUGCUCGGUUCAUUUAAAGUGCCCGUGAUAUCAGACUCUGAUCAUCACAGCUCAGAUGAGUGGAGUGAAAAGAAGCCAGUGCUGUUCUGUGUCCACUCUGCAGACGCGCCGUCUUCAUCGAACUUGCCCAGUGGUCACAUCUGCCUCGACCCCAUUCUCUUUAAAGUUCUGUUCGGGGUGGACGUAGCUCUCGCCAAAUCGCCAGUUGUUUUAUGUGGUUUGCCAGACGGCCGUCUGUGUUUUGUUGCUCAUCGUGUACCAGGAUCACAACUCCGAGUCCUCUACAGCCUUGAGCAGCCUGUGGUGUUUAUUGGAACCCAAACAAACUCGUCCAGCUUUUUGGUAGCACUGAGCCAACAAGGAAAAGUUGUGCUUGUCACACUUAAGCAAAAAGGACUGCAAGGAGGUGGCGUCACAGCUGCAUUUACCGAACUGUGUGUCCCGGGACCUGUGGUUUGUGCCUGUCUAGAUAAAUGCUCCCUUUACUACAGCAUUGGUUCAGACCUGCUGGCACUAGAUCUGGUACUGGCCUCCACUGGUGGAUCAGAGGCAGAAAAGGGAGGAUCUCAGAAGAGAGCUGCUGCCCCUCAGAACAUCAGUUUAAAUGUGUGUAGAGUCAUUGCCUUGGCAGAACAUGUGAAGAAUAUUGAAGGUAAAAUUCAGCUAGUCGGACUGUCUAGCAGAGGUCAGCUCCAAAUAAUCCGUUUGCCUGCUGGCGUGCAAGAUGGAGAGUCGUCUUCUCAUGCUGGCCGCAGCAUCAAAGAUGUCCUUUCAGCCAUUGGAGAUGUUUGUGAGAGAGCAUCAGUUUUGAAAACGUCUAUCAAAGCCAGUAACCAAACUCUGACACACCUGAAUCAGGUGCUCAACAUUAGCUUCUUAUUGAAGGCCGACGACAAGAUGGAGAAACAAAUCAGAUGUCAUGCCACGACCAGCUGGAGCACAUUGCUUCAAGAAGACUCUUUGAACUUAAAAUACAUCCUGGAUAAUGGAAGUUCUUAUAUUUUGGAGCGAGGAUGGACACUCGACAUUACACUGUCUUCCAUGUGCGACUCCACCGAGGUGGAAAGCUGCUCCACACAUUAUUCAUUCCCAUUUCAGAAUCUUCACCCAGGCGACAAACUGGAGGUUUCUCUACCACUGACUACUGAAGGACACUGGUCAUUCCCUUGCACUGUUUCAUGUUCCCUCACUUUCACCCUCUCAAGUAUCCUCGGAGAAGAGGCGUUAACAGAGCUUUCAGAGGGUGGUCUUGUUAGUUUGCCAUUAAACACACUGACUGUGGACUGGUUACACACCCUGCGGGUAGUCAGUCCGGCAGAUGUCAAGAGAAACGCCACACCUCGACCUUACGACGUCACUACAAUGGACACUGUCCGAGCUUUUUUGAAAUCACGCGGCAGUUUGAGAGGUGAUGCGGUGAACAAGCAGCAUUCUACGUGCAUUAAGGUGUCAUCACAGUUGCUGAGAGAGAUGUUGAAAGCUUCUGAGGGGACGUCAAACGUGGGCAUCUCAUUGCUGGACUGGCUAAUCUGUGAAGACCACGGAGGGGUGAAAAGCAAGGAGCAAGGAGAUGUGAAGACCCUGAACAGCUCAGUGAUCCAUGCGCGAGCUCCGAACGGGCACCUCAUAAAGAUGACGGCAAAAGAGGUUGUUCAGGUUAACCAAACAGAGGACAGUGCUGUGACGCAAGAGGCCCCCCUGGCUAUCGUUGAGGUUCAUGUUGAGAGUUCCUCAUUGGCAGCUGUAUGUGGAAUGCAUCAUGCAGUCUUGCAGAGACUACAGAAUUAUUUGCAGAAGGCGCCUGAAAAGUCUUCCACACUCAGUAUGCAAAGUUUACGUGUUAGAGAUGCCCUACAGCAUGCCCAGAAAAUGUUGCAAAAGCUCCAGCAAAGUAGAGUCUCCUGCAGCUUUGGUGAGGGCACGUCCACAGGCAAAAUGACAUCAUGUCUUCUCAGUGUGUAUGAAGAACUUCGAGAAAAUUCUUUGCUUAUUAUUUAACAUCUGUGUGUGCAUUCACAAAAGUGUAGAAUAAAUGUAGCUCACUCAUAUAAACCUAGAAACCAACCAUUUAGUAUUCCAAUAGGGGGCAGCAUAUUACUGUAAACUAUUUAGUCAUACGAGUCAGCAAAAAUAGGACGUGUGUAACUCCUUCACAAGAAUGUAAAUUCUUAUUUUUUGAGAAAGUACCUCACUUUGUAUAAAAAAAAAUUGUAAAAAUCACAUGGGAAAACAGGUUUCAUUGCUGUUUUUAUGUAGCUAAGCGCUUAUACAAUUAGCAAAAACAUUACGAUGGCUCAUUGUGGACUUUGUUUAGUUCAAGGCACACACCAUUUUCACUUGACAGUUUCUGUAUUUGAUUUCCCUAAAAACAGACAAAAUAUACACAAAACUGACAUAACUAAAUUUGGACCAUUUUGUGCUGCUUAUUUUGCCUCAUUUGCAUACUGCACGGUAGUCGUUUCAUACCAAGCAGGAUUAUAUUUAACCUUAUUUCAUAGAUGGAUAGGGGAAAAUCAAUCAUUAUAGCAAAAUAUAACAAUUUCCAUAGAAAAUGGUCAUUUUAAAAUACACAGGCUAACACUUUGACAUUGGUAAUAUUAACACUGGUUUGAGUUUCACCGCAAAUAUCUAAUAAAAUGUGACCAAAAAACUAGCGUAAGCAAACUACAUUUAGUGGACAUGAGUGUUACUUACAGUACAAAACAGUACCAUCUUCUACAGUUUCUUGAAACCUGAUCUCAUCUGCUAAUAAACUCCCUGGGACAGAUGUACCACACUAAUAAGGGACUCUUUCUAAAAGGUGACCCUCCAUUUUCCCUUAACAGUGCCUGUGUCUUUCUCAAAUGACCCCCAUGAGUGGCAAGUGUCAUUACACAUCGAAAGCAGCAUUUAGUUUCCUUGGAGGAAGAAAGGAUGGGGAGAAAUUGAGUAGUGUGGAGUUCGUGACUCUAUCGAGGGGUUAAUAAUGUGAAAAACUAUUCAACAAAUGUUAAAUAGAAUAAAAGCAUUAGACAUCUUUGGAAAAUCCAUCUAUCUCGUCCAUCCAAGUUCCAAUUUCUAGACACUUAAGUCUCCAUGACGACGGAACCAAAAGCAAGGUCACAGGUAUGUUUUUUCCCUAGUUAUUAAUACUCCCACAAAGCUGAGCUGCUCAGGCUGAGUCCAUCUGCUUUAAGUGUUCCUCCUUGGUCUCCCCGCAGAUACCGUCCAUUCUUGCUUCGGAUGGCGAGGCGGCCGCGCUCCAUGAGCUCCACGCUGAAAUCUUCUGGGACUUCACCAUCCGAGCAUACCAACCCGGUGCUGUUGACGUACCAGAAGCGGCCAUUCACACCUGCGCGGUAAAUGGAUGACAUCACUGAUGGUAAAAACAAGGUUUUAACGAAAAUAAGACGAGCACUCAGAGACACAGGCGUCCGCUUAAGCAGCCAACUUUAAAACAUCACAAUAUUUUGUAGAGUUGGCACUCCCUUUAAGUAUUAAAAAAGCAGAGAUGGGUAGUCACGUGUUAGAUUUACUCCGUUACAUUUACUUGAGUAACUUUUUGAGAAAAAUGUACUUCUAAGUAGUUUUACUAAGCAAUACUUUUUUCUUGAGUAGAUUUGUGAAGUAGAAACAUUACUCUUACUACACUACUUUGGGAUACACUUGUCACUACAUUUUUCUUCUUUAUUCUCCUUAUUAGAUUUUACUUUUAUUUUUUUGCCAGCGAUGCCAACAGUAGCUCUACCAAUUUCACCAAUUAGAUACUGCAACAAUAAUCACAUGCCUCCAUUACACAAAUCAGACUCAAGCUUGCCGUUCUAUGAUCACGCCAGCCUGUUCAAUCACGUGGCGUCUUUAAAGCACCAUGAAAAAAAAAGUAUUUGACAGAGCACUGCCCUCAAUAUGACUCGAAAUCGCGGAUUUUAAUCUUUCUCCCAGGUAGGCAUGUGCCGGUUACCGGUUUCACGGUUUACCGUGGUGUGAAAACGUCGCGGUUUCAAAACCACUAAAAUUUCCCGUCAGACCGUAGUACGGUAUUCGCUAUUUUUCUUGUGUCAAAAAUGCAGCCAGAAGCGGCUUGGCGCAGCAGCGCUCACCCCCUCCCGUUUGUUGCUGUGUGUGAAAGUGACGCUGUCGGCUAGCCAGCCAGCUAACCCAAAAACAGAUACUCCAAACAUAAGGCGUACUGUUCUUUAAUUUAUUGAGCUCUCAAAUCGUGGUAAGUCUAAUAUACAAAAUGAAUACAUUUAAAAUGUGGUACAAUUAGAUUUUUCCAUGUGAGUAGCUUCAACAGAUUAGCACCAUGGAAAAAGUUCGCCAAAAACAAAACACACAUUUUCCUUUCAAAUUCAAUAUAAAAACUAACUAAAAGCUUACAAAGACGAUUGUUAGCCUAGGCUUACCUGGGAGAGCAACUUCGUUGAGUGUGACAGCCGCAGAGUGAGAAAACAAGCUUGAGUCGCUUGAAUGAAGGGGAAAAAGUGAUAGCGUCAAAGAUCGCUAAUUGCGAAAGAUGAUCUUGCCCUAAGCACAAAUCCACGUUCGCUGGAUCAAGGAGAGGUCUCACUCCCAAUGUUUUUUUAAUUUUAUUUUUUAGAUGAAACCUUUCCACAACAAUAUAGACCCUACCCACGUGACGUCACAACUCCUUCCUCCUGACUGGUGCCGCCCAAUUGUCCGUCAACACAUCAUGUUUCCCUGUUACGGCUACGUACAUUCCUCCUAUUUACGACGUGUUUUUCUGCUCGUUAACAUUAAUAAUCAAAAUGGUGAAGGCGUGUGUGGCGGUCGGUUGCAAUAACAGAGAAGAUAGACGGAGAAGACGGAGAGACUUGAAGUUCUACCGGAUUCCGAGAGACCCGGAGAGAAGAGAGCGAGAUGGGCUGCUGCAAUUCGACGAGAAAACUGGGCUCCAAACGAUUACCACAGAUUACGUAGUAGUCAUUUUAUAUCUGGUAAGAUGCAUUUAAUAUAUAUUUAGAGGGUUUUGGGCUGACAACCACAAUUAAGAUCAUUGCUAGGCUAAUCGCCGACAACAUACACGUAUGGAUGCGUUGAGAGUGCUAUCGCUAAACCAUAUAAACAUUAAAAGCCCUAACUCCAUUGACAAACGACAUGAAAUACAUUAGACUUGACAGUGGAUGUUAGCAAUAACAAAAGAUUUUGAAUUGAAAAUUUCGUAACUCACCUUUCCAAGCACAAGAUAGAUUCCUGCCGAAUUUUCGUGGACGAGGACCUGUUUCACCCAACCAGCAACGAAGUAUUUAUAAGCCUCCAAGCUCUUAAAGUUUUUCAUACUUUCGUGUGAAUAGGCUGAUUUUGUGUGGACAAGAUAGUUGUACAGUUCAGGGUAGCUAGCAGAUGUCAGGCAAAUACGGCGGAGACAGCGGGUCGAAAAACAUCGAUUUAGGCAUCAAAUAUGGAUCUGGCGAAUGGAUAAACUGAAGCUUUUCCACAUAACGCCUUUUAUGCAACGCAUCAAGUGAGUUUACGGCAUCCGAAAGCACCGGGUCUUCCAUGAAAUGCAUUAUAAAUUGCUCGAUCAAUUGAGACCAUUGAUAAUACAGACACAAAAUGACGGACAAGUGGGCGGAACCAUACAGCGAGCACGUGAUUUUGUGACGUCAGUGGGUAGGGUCUAUUGACAUUUUAACUAACUUAUACAUUUUUAAGUAACUUAUGAAUUCUUUAUGUUCUUUUUAACACAAAGGCAUGACAUCAUGUAGACUAGAGUUGACACAGUCGCUGAAAAUGGCGAAACUUAAGCUUUUCCACCCUCAAAAAAAAAGUCAUGCAGUAUAAAUUUCUAAAAAAAUUUAUUCAGAAGUGUUUUUACUUUUUUAUAGAAAUUAUUUUGUUCUUGAUCUAAUCUUGAGCAACUUGAGCUGUGGCUGUGAGUAUAGUCUAUAAGUUAUAUUUAGUUUAAUUUUAUUUAAAAUAUUUUUUUUUUUGAUUAUUUAUUUUAACAAUAUAUUCAUGUUCCAAUUUGCAACUAUGGUCUGAAAAAAAAACCUCCUGUUCAAUGGAAAAAAGUUUUUUUUUUUUAACCCAUACAUCUCAAAAUUUUUUGGAGCUAUAAUUACAACACCGUGAAACCACAGUAUUUUUGCUCACGGUUAUCGUACCGUCAAAAUAUCAUACCGGCACAUGCCUACUCCCAGGGUUAUUUGGCACCGAUUGACCAUGGAAACCAUGAUAUUACCCUUUUAAUUUCAUAACUAUUCAAAUUAGGAACUAUUUUCUCCACUAGAGGGCACUCAUGCUCUUUGGACAAACGAUGCUUCAUUUCAGAAAAAGACAUUUUUUCUCUUGCUGGAAUUCAAUUUGUUUUCUGCAUUCCUUUUGCUUAACGUGGUUACGUAAUGGUUUAUAGUACAGAAUAAUAAUAACAGUUCAUAUUGAUAGCUUUGAUGAGAAAAAAAUAUUGUUAAAAAAAAACAAACAUUGUAAGCAGUUACUAACAGUGUUACUCAUUACUUGAGUAUUGUUUUCACCCAAAACUUUUUUUUUUUUUUUUUUUACUUGUAUUUGAGUACUUUUUUUGGAUGACUACUUUUACUUGAGUAAUAUUAUUUUGAAGUAACCCUACUCUAACUUGAGUAUAAUUUUGGCUACUCUACUCACCUCUGGAAACAAGUUAUUAAAAAAUUCCUUUUCUGACCUGUGUGACAUUUUUACUCCAAAAAUGUAAUCACCUCCACUGAUUGAUAAUAAUCCCUUAAAGAAUUUCUUGAGUUAUCUUGAAUACCGACAGACAAAUGUACAGAACCGAAUGCACGCCCUCCGCUACCGUUAUUAUUAACUUACAUAAUAUUAUACAGAAUCAGUUUUGUUUGAGAAGGCGCCUUGCAUGCUGACCUUUAAUGUGAUAGAAGCCAUUGCUAAAUUGCAGGCUGAAAGUGUCAUAAAUAGAUCUGCUGGCAUCUAGAGUGUUGGAGUUCUUAUGAUGGCAGAUGAAACCAUUCUCCCCUCGGAGGAUCAACAUUGGCCGAUUGAUCAGUUUCAGACUCAGCUGUUCGUCCUCCCCUGACAAAACAAAACAACGACUUUACAAAAAGAAAUUCGAAGUAGGAUUUGCGAAGGAAUCGCUCACCUAUAGAAUCACUGACAGCUAGUAAUUGACCAUUCUUCUUAGUGCAGAUGUAUUUUCCAUUGUUUGCUUUUAACGCCAUCUUGUGACCGAGCCACUCCAUUGCAAACAUGCUGUUUGCUGACCUAAAUUGCAAAAUCAAAGUCUUUUAUAUUGACUGAAAGUUUAAUUACACUCAUAUCUUAAGACCAACAGAAUAAUGAGCUGAAAGUGUCCACUGCUUUUAGCCAAUUACUUAACCAAGAUAUUUAUCCUUGACAUUUAGGCUAUCUCUGUUGGAAUAAGAGCAUCACUCACACUUCUGAGGCUGUACUCUGGAUGCCUCCGUGGGCAACCAGGGUCCAGUAGUUCCCUUGGCUGGUGCGAAAAGUACACUUCAUGUUCUCCUUGUCCAUCUCCAUCUGAAACGUCUCCAAAUCCGUCUCAUCUUCCUGGUUGGCGGCGAGGCUUACUCCUGGGACAGGAAGAUGGAUACUGUACUAUUUAGGCUUCAGAUCACAGAAACCUAGCCCGUUUUGAUGGUCUUAGAUUUACUUAGUGGUGGGAAGUAAAGUGUACUACUUAGUUACUGUACAGUACAGUAGGCAAAAGGUUUGGAUCACAAAUUUAAGGAGGGUACGAAACGAUAUCUAUUUUUUUUUGACAGGGAUACAACAUCUGCUGAUAUUACAAAAUCUGUCACGAUUAGAUUUGAUUCAAGAGCCUUCAAUCGAUUUAAUAUAAUAUUAUGUACACAUUCAGUUCCAUUAUGUACUGUAGAUAAAUGCGCUAUAUAAAUGCUCUCCAUUCAUUAGUUAGUUUAUUAGUUAUAUCAUUUUGACAAUGUUGUUGCUGAACCGUUUCAGGCAUUUAAAUGAAAAUGUUUGAUAACAUCAUCGUAAUGUAUCAUUACACAAUUUAUUUUCCACUAAUAUAUUCUGCACAGGUGUUUCAUAUUUCAAUGUGCAGUUGCUGGUAAUGUCGUCAUUGUAGAAUGGAGAAGAAAAAAAAAGGUUAUUUGUCACAUGACAAGUAGACACAGACAUUGCGUAGGCCUAAACCCUUAAUUAGAUGCAUAACACAAUAUCCCCAAUGAAUAUUCUUAAUCCUUUAACAACAGUCCGCUUAUCUCUCCCUUCUUUCUGGUCAUCCUUCUCUAAUAAUCUUCUUUUCCUCCUCCGCCUUCUCCUCCUCCUCACCCCUGACCCCCCCCAAACCCCCACCUUGGACCCCGUAACCCCACCUUUGGGGCCUGCCUAUCUGCCCUCUUUCACAGCUGGGUUCGGAUAUAAUCAGCUUUUGAGUGCUGCAUGCCCGUCCAGCCCCUCAAUCCCCUCAAUAAAAAAAAAAGCAAAAAAAAAAACAGGAAGAGUGGAGGAUUUAUAGGUCUACACUUAGCAGGAUGUGCAGAUAAUUGGCAACGCCACUCAAGUCUUAGGAAGCCAAUGAUCAAAUGUAGGCGACGAAUGCGCAUUUACAAUAAUAAAAUAUCUCCGAAGGGAAGAGGGCUUUUCUGCUGCUUAAAAUGCUAUAUUAGGUAUAAAUGUAUUCAGAAUAGAUUUGCUGCUAUUUGACAAGCAAUUGUCCACAGAUUGGUGCUGUUUGGUAGGUUAGCGUAAAACUGUAUAUUUUUUUUAAAGGAUUUUUUUUUUUUUUUUUUUUUAAAGGAACAUCGGACUUAAAGACUUGUAGGCUCUAGUAAGCCACAAUUUUUCCAUUUUACUAAAAUAAUGUAAUUAGGAACACAUAUGUUAUUGCCAUGAAUUUAAAAAUCUAUUAUACACUACUGGCCAAAAGUACUGGCACC